This is a messenger RNA of Spinacia oleracea (spinach), 2671 nucleotides long. Its product is annotated as protein SIEVE ELEMENT OCCLUSION B. The transcript has 7 exons. Gene Ontology annotation, biological process: phloem development. The coding region runs from base 58 to 2508 and encodes 816 amino acids. The record is from RefSeq and is a predicted model, not a curated record. Lineage: Eukaryota; Viridiplantae; Streptophyta; Magnoliopsida; Caryophyllales; Amaranthaceae.
UGAAACACACAACCUGAAGUUGAAUUCAGUGAUUUCUAUACAAAGGAAAAGGUUACUAUGGCAAACAAUAAAACUCUAGCCUCCAAUCUAUCUGCUCCACAAUCCUCAUCUGUGAUACAACCUUCAAGGAUUGCUGAUCAACGAGGCAUGUACUUGGCAUCUGAUGAAAGAAAGUUAGGGCUACUACCACCAAUGGGUACUGGUCGUGGAAAGUUGGCUUUGCCAUAUGAAGAGGCAAGCAGUUUUCCUUUACCAUAUGAUCAGGUAGGCAGGAUGCCUUCAGCACCUAGAGGUGCUGAACAAGGUCUGACGCUUUUGCCUUCAAGAGGUACUGAAUUGGGAAUGCGAUUUCCAUCUGAUCAUCAUGAUGCCAUGUCUCUAGAGUCAAGGGGUACUGAACGAGGAGGCAUCUUUCUUACAUCUGAUGAUCAUGCCUUGGCCAGGCAGGUUCAGCAACUUCACAAUCCUGAUGCCCGUAAUGUUAAUGUUAGGCCACUUUUCCGUCUUGUUCAGGAUAUUAUUGAUCGUGCCACUCUUGAAGGGGAUUCACAGGGCUCACACUCAGGGAAAGAGGCUUCCAUGGAAGGGAAAUCUAUUAAUAGUCUUCAGGAAGUCCCUGAAUUGCCACUUAUUGUUGAACGAGUAUCCUGUGAGAUGACCUGCAAGGUUCUGAGUGGUGUUGAUGCACACAAUACCACCCUGGCAGUUCUGAGUAUGUUGCAACACUUCUCUUGGGAAGCCAAGGUGGUGCUAACACUAGCAGCAUUUGCAUUGACCUAUGGAGACUUUUGGCUUCUUAUUCAAAUUUACUCCACAAAUGCACUUGGAAAAGCCAUGGCGCUUAUCAAGAGAUUACCAAUGGUUGUGGAGAGCACAGGAGGGUUUAAGCAACAGUUUGAAGCAACCAAUAACCUAAUCAAAGCCAUGCUUGAAACAACAAGGUGUAUUGUGGAGUUUGGAGAACUGCCCACGUUAUAUAUCACAGCUGAGGAUCCAGAAGUCAAGGCUGCAUUGACUCAUUUUCCAAUUGCUGUCUAUUGGAUUGUCAGAAGUGCUGUUGCUGCUGCAACCCACAUUACAACUAUGUCUAGCAGGGGACUCGAAUUCGGAACUGCUACUUCCCAGUCAUGGGAGCUCUCCAACUGGGCUCACAAGCUUAAAAAUAUUAGUGAUCAUCUCAGGGACACGCUUUCUAAAUUGCACCAGCUCAUAGGGGAGAAGAGAGAUGUUGAUGCUUAUAAUAUGAUACAAAAAAUAAUCUACCACACAAUUCAUGUUGACAACAUGAAAGUCCUGAAUAUCCUCAUCCAUGCCAACGAUGAGAAUGUACCUUCAUUGUAUGAUGGUCCGACAAAGAGAAGGGUCCAUCUUGAUGUGUUGAGGAGAAAGAAUGUGUUACUGCUAAUAUCAGGUCUGGAUAUCACUCAAGAAGAGCUGAUUAUUCUUGAGCAAAGCUAUACUGAAUCAAAGGCACACGCGUAUGAUAUUGUAUGGAUACCAAUCAUGGAUCAUUCAGUCCCAUGGACAGAUGCCAUGCAAAUAAAGCUUGAGACUUUGCAGGGUUCAAUGCCAUGGUACUCUGUCCACCAUCCUACAAUGAUGAGCAACGCAGUGAUCAAGUUCAUUAAAGAUGAUUGGCACUUCAGGGGUAGACCUAUCCUUGUGGUGUUGGAUCCUCUUGGGAAAGUUGUUUGCCCUAAUGCUAUCCACAUGAUGUGGAUCUGGCAAAACAACGCUUUCCCCUUCACAAGUAUAAAGGAGGAGAGCCUUUGGGGCCAAGAGAGUUGGAGGCUUGAGCUGCUUGUUAAUGGCAUUGAUCCUAAAAUAUUAGAUUGGAUUCAAGCUGGAAAGUACAUAUUCGUGUAUGGAGGUGAUGACUUGGAAUGGAUCAGGAAGUUUACAAGGGAGGCACAUGCAGUUGCACGAGCUCUGCAAGUUUCAAUGGAAAUGGUGUAUGUGGGGAGAAGCCACAAUAAAGAACUGGUGCGAAAGGUGAGUGAAUCUAUAAUGAUUGAGCAGCUGAGCCAUUGCUGGCAAGACCCAAGCAUGGUAUGGUAUUUCUGGACAAGAAUAGAGAGCAUGAUAUUUUCAAAGAUACAGCUUGGAAGAGUCCAUGAUCAUGGUGAUGUGAUACUACAAGAGAUACAAAGGUUGCACAGCCAUGAUAAGUCACAUGGAGGGUGGGCUAUACUUGCAAAAGGGUCAACAAUCAUAGUACAUGGACAGGGUAAAAUAGCCUUGAUUACCCUUCAAGAGCUUGAGCUUUGGAAAGAGAAAGCAUCUAAAGAGGGGUUUGAAGUGGGAUAUGGAGAUCAUUAUCAUGAUCUCCAUAGAAAGGAAUUUCCGUGCCAUCGGAUUGAAUUCCCAGCUACUAUCAAGGUUCCUAACAGUAUGCUUUGCCCUGAUUGUCGUCGCCACAUGCAAAACUUCAACUCUUUCAUCUGCUGCCAUGAAGAUGCUGGCAUUAUUGGAUCAGAGUUUGCUCCAGCUCUUCACUAUGAAGCUUGAAUAUCAUUUUAUAUUAUUAUAUAUACUAUUAUGUGUGCUUUUUGCGUUCAAUAAUCAUGAUUUUAACUCAUCCAAAUAGUGGUUCAAAAAGAUUAUACUUAACUUCUUAUAAUACAAGUGUUUUGUUUUAUUAUAUUUAUCAUAUUAUGUUUUACUUGUGUGA